UCAUCUUGCUCCAACUCUCGCUGGGCCUGGGCUAUGCUGCGGGGCGGAUCCCCCACCACAGCUCCAACAUGCCAGCAGCAUCUGGAAAGAGAUUCAAACCCAGCAAAUACGUCCCGGUCUCAGCUGCUGCCAUCUUCCUAGUGGGAGCCACCACCCUCUUCUUUGCCUUCACGUGCCCAGGGCUCAGUCUGUACGUCUCCCCAGUCAUUCCUGUCUACAAUGCAGUCGUCUUCCUCUUCGUGCUGGCCAACUUCAGUAUGGCCACCUUCAUGGACCCAGGCAUAUUCCCGCGAGCGGAGGAGGAUGAGGACAAGGAGGAUGACUUCCGAGCUCCCCUCUACAAGACGGUGGAGAUCAAGGGCAUUCAGGUGCGCAUGAAAUGGUGUGCAACCUGCCGCUUCUACCGGCCGCCACGCUGCUCCCACUGCAGUGUCUGCGACAACUGUGUGGAGGAGUUUGACCAUCACUGUCCCUGGGUCAACAACUGCAUCGGGCGGCGCAAUUACCGUUACUUCUUCCUUUUCUUGCUGUCGCUGACCACGCACAUCAUGGGAGUGUUUGGCUUCGGCCUGCUCUACGUCCUCUACCAGGUGGAGGAGCUCUCCGGCGUCCGCAUGGCUGUCACUAUGGUGGUGAUGUGCGUGGCCGGCUUAUUCUUCAUUCCCAGACCCCCCUUCUUGCGGCCAGAGGUGUCAGACGGUCAGAUCACUGUCAAGAUCAUGGACAACGGUAUCCAGACAGAGCUGAAAAGGACGAAGUCCAAAGGAAGCCUGGAGGUGACAGAGAGCCAGUCUGCUGAUGCCGAACCGCCACCCACCUCAGCAGCUUUGCCCCCCUCCCCCAGCGCCAAGCUGAGCCGAGUGAACAGCCUGAAGGAGCCCAACUCCAUCUGUGAGAGCAGCCGCAAGCCCAGCUACCGCUCGGAGCCGAGCCUAGAGCCC
Molecule: messenger RNA, 941 nt
Organism: Cariama cristata (Red-legged seriema)
Lineage: Eukaryota; Metazoa; Chordata; Aves; Cariamiformes; Cariamidae
Product: palmitoyltransferase ZDHHC5
Exons: 9
Biological process (GO): protein palmitoylation
Molecular function (GO): palmitoyltransferase activity
Source: RefSeq, a predicted model, not a curated record